Molecule: messenger RNA, 483 nt
Organism: Gadus macrocephalus (Pacific cod)
Lineage: Eukaryota; Metazoa; Chordata; Actinopteri; Gadiformes; Gadidae
Product: elongation factor 1-alpha-like
Exons: 3
Coding region: 4-483 (159 amino acids)
Biological process (GO): translational elongation; translation
Molecular function (GO): translation elongation factor activity; GTP binding; GTPase activity
Source: RefSeq, a predicted model, not a curated record
ACAAUGGGGAGGGAUAAAAUCCACAUCAACAUUGUGGUCAUCGGCCACGUCGACUCCGGCAAGUCCACCACCACCGGCCACCUGAUCUACAAGUGUGGGGGCGUCGACAAGAGGACCAUCGAGAAGUUUGAGAAGGAGGCGGUCGAGAUGGGCAAGGGCUCCUUCAAGUACGCCUGGGUGCUGGACAAGCUGAAGGCGGAGCGGGAGCGCGGCAUCACCAUCGACAUCGCCCUCUGGAAGUUUGAGACGCCCAAAUACUACGUGAUGGUGAUCGACGCCCCGGGACACCGUGACUUCAUCAAAAACAUGAUCACCGGCACCUCCCAGGAACCAUCGAGACCAGGGACCAUCGAGACCAGGGACCAUCGAGACCAGGGACCAUCGAGACCAGGGACCAUCGAGACCAGGGACCAUCGAGACCAGGGACCAUCGAGACCAGGGACCAUCGAGACCAGGGACCAUCGAGACCAGGGACCAUCGUGA